UCUUCUCCUUCUCUCUCUCUCUCUCCACAAAGAUAAGCCAACAAUGGCUGGUGAUUACAGAGGACGCUUUAGUAGCCGUCGUUGCUCCGACGACUCUGACGAUUCUUCCGACGAUGCUUCUUCCGUGGAGGGAGAGACCGCUUCUUCCGUGGAGGGAGAGACCACUUCUUCCAUGUACUCUGCGGGGAAAGAGUAUAUGGAAACAGAAUGGACCAAUGAGAAGCAUAGGUUAUAUCUUAAAUCUAUGGAAGCUUCAUUCGUAGAUCAGUUAUAUAACUCUCUCGGAGCUCUAGGGAAGAACGAGAAUGUAUCGGAAUCGACGAGGUUCGGUAGCGGUAGAAAACCGUCUCAAGAGCAGUUCAAGGUUCUUCAUGAUGGUUUUUGGCAGAAGAUUAAUGUGAAACAACCUGAACAUCGGAUUAACGGAAGACACGGUAGUUCUCAUGAGUUUCUUAGGAGUCCGUGGAUUAAGCAUUAUAAACCGUUAGUCAAGACGCAAAUUUCGGUAACGGAUGAGCCCGAAAAUCAAGUUGUUAGCAGCUCAAAUGGGAAGAAGGUAAUAGUUAUAUGCAGCUCUGGUUCAGCCUCAAAUCUCAAGCAGAUAUGCUCUCAUUCGCGUGACCACGACCAAAUCAGCGUUGGAGAAGCAGAGGUAUCGGAUCAGAACUUUGUCAACGAAGGAACAAAAGGCGAAAAUGGAAGCUCGAAGAAGAUGAAGACAGUGAUGAGUGAAUCGCCGAGUACCGAUCAGGUUGUUCCACUUAAUAAACUCCUGGAACAUGACAUAAAUUUGAAGUCUGUUUCUUGAGAGGUCAGAUCGUGAAGCUUUUAUAAGGAGAAUUUUGUAAUGUAUAUAUUUGCAUAACUAUAAGUCAAAAUUACUAUCUUUAGUUACAAGUUUUUUCCUCA
This is a messenger RNA of Arabidopsis lyrata subsp. lyrata, 909 nucleotides long. RefSeq lists its product as uncharacterized. Gene Ontology annotation, biological process: regulation of circadian rhythm; response to cold. The transcript is spliced from 5 exons. The record is from RefSeq and is a predicted model, not a curated record. Bases 44 to 808 code for a protein of 254 amino acids. NCBI's taxonomy places the organism in Eukaryota, Viridiplantae, Streptophyta, Magnoliopsida, Brassicales, Brassicaceae.